CUCGGUGCCGGUGCCCCGGCAGCGCCGAGCCCCGCGGAGCGGCAUGGCCGGGGGCCGGGGGUCCUGCCCGCCCCUGCCCGCACCGCUGCCCGCACCGCUGGGGCUCUGCCUGUGCCUCUGCCUGCUGCUGCCGCUGCCCGCGGCCGCCUGGAGCCCGGCCCUGCUGCCGCCCGCCGCCCGCAGCAACUGGUGCUCCUACACGGUGACACGGACGGUGUCCUGCCACGUCCACAACGGCACCUUCCUCCAGAGGGUCUUCCAGGGCUGCCGCUGGCCCCUGGCCUGCAGCGGGGGCAGCUACCGCGCCGUGGUGCGGCCCCUCUACAGGGUGACCUACAGGACACUGACGGCCCUGGAGUGGAGGUGCUGCCCCGGCCACGCCGGAGCCAACUGCGAGGAAGAGACUCCCACCUUCCUCACCGUGCGGGACACAGCCCCCCGCCGGCCCCCCCUGCGCCCCACGGCCUUCUCAGGGUGCCUGAACUGCAGCCGUGUCGGGGAGCUGACUGCCCGGCUCACCACCCUCGAGGAGCAGGUGGCCCGGCUGGCAGUGGCAGAGCCCCCCACCCCCCCAGCGCCCAAGGGCGGCCCCCCGGGCCGGGGGCAGCUCUGGGGGUCCCCGGCGGCCCGCGGGAGCCCCGGCGAUGACGGGAGACCCGGCCCCAGGGGACCCCCCGGCCCCAAGGGCGACGCGGGAGGACGGGGCCCGUCGGGAAUUCCGGGAGUGAAGGGGCCGACGGGGCCGCCAGGUCCCCCCGGCCCGCCCGGACCCCCCGGCCGGGACGGGGCCAGGGGGCUCCCCGGAGAGAAGGGACCUCCCGGCCCCCCCGGCCCCCCAGGCCCCCCUGCCCCCGUGGGACCGGCGACCCCCCGCCUGGCCCAGCCCAGGGACCCCCUCCUCUCCAACACCUUCACCGAGCCCACCAGGAGCAUCGUGGGGCCCGUGGGCCCCCCCGGACCCGUGGGGCCCAUGGGUCCCCCCGGCCCCCCGGGCCCCACCGGGCCCCCCGGACCCCCCGGACCCGACGGACGAGCCGGAGCACCCGGAGCUGCGGGGCCCCCCGGAGAGAAGGGGGACAGGGGUCCCCAGGGCCACCCUGGCAGCCGUGGGCAGGACGGGGCACAGGGCGAGCCGGGCCCCCGGGGCGAGCCGGGCCACAGGGACACUUGGGGGGAGGGUUUGCACCAGCUCCGGGAGGCGCUGAAGAUUUUAGCGGAGAGGGUUUUAAUCUUGGAAACAAUGAUUGGGCUCUACGAGCCAGAGCCCGGUUCGGGCAGUGCCCCCCCGGGCACAGGGACGCCGGGGGUGCCCCGCGGGAAGCGUGGCAGUGCCCAGCCCCCCUAUCGCAUCGUCACCCGCCCCCGAGGGCCAUGAGGAGCCCCCCACGUGCCCCCCAACCCCGUGCCCGCCGCCGUGCCAGGACGGGCAGGGCCCCCCCCCACACGUGGGGGGUAGGAAGGGGGGCACCCCAGUGUCCCUCCACAGUGUCCCCCCAUUUGGUGCUACCGGUGGCACGGCACCGACCCCCCCAACCCCCCAGGCGCUUCUGCUUGAGCCCCCCGGGGAGGGCAAAGGGGGGACCCCACCCCUGGUGUCCCCCCCAGCCCAAAGUGCAGCUCCGGGGGGGUGGAUUCUCGCUCCCCCCGAGCCCCCCACGCUGGGGAAGGGGGGUGGGGACCCCCCGGGUGGGGCUCCCGCCACGCUUUGUCCCCUGCUUUGGGACCCUCGAGGUCAGUAAAUGUCCCCAGAGCCGUGUC
Messenger RNA from Chiroxiphia lanceolata (lance-tailed manakin), 1758 nucleotides. RefSeq names its product EMI domain containing 1 (gene EMID1). The coding region runs from base 44 to 1375 and encodes 443 amino acids. The record is from RefSeq and is a predicted model, not a curated record. The transcript has 15 exons. Gene Ontology annotation, molecular function: protein binding. Lineage: Eukaryota; Metazoa; Chordata; Aves; Passeriformes; Pipridae.